CGCAAAAGCAUCUCUUAAUCAAAAGCAGAUUCCUGCUAUUUUUCAACGUGGCCCACGCCCUUUAUGCGAUUCGAUUCUCCCAAUAAUAUCUCACAUAAUCAAACAGAGUGGUAGCUAGCGAACAACCGUUUCACUCUGUUUUGUGUGCGUGAGAGAGAAAUAUUUUUGGCCAUGGCUGCUGAAACUAAAAGCGUUGUUGUUGAGUCCACUCUAAAGAGGCAAAAAGAUGAUGAAGAAAAUGGAGUCUCCAUUGGUAAUCACUCAGAUGGUAAUGGUUUAUCAUCAGUGAUUCCGGGUUGGUUCUCUGAAAUUAGCCCAAUGUGGCCUGGAGAGGCUCACUCCUUGAAGGUAGAAAAGAUUUUGUUUCAAGGGAAGUCUGAUUACCAGAAAGUCAUGGUCUUCCAGUCAUCAACGUAUGGCAAGGUUCUUGUUUUGGAUGGUGUUAUUCAGCUAACAGAAAGGGACGAAUGUGCUUACCAAGAAAUGAUGACUCAUCUUGCUCUUUGCUCUAUUCCAAACCCCAAAAAGGUUUUGGUUAUCGGUGGAGGUGAUGGAGGGAUCCUACGGGAAAUAUCACGUCAUUCUUCAGUUGAAAAGAUAGACAUUUGUGAAAUUGACAAAAUGGUAGUUGAUGUCUCCAAACAGUUUUUCCCUGAUGUUGCAGUAGGGUUUGAUGAUCAACGUGUGACACUUCGCAUCGGUGAUGGAGUUGCAUUUUUGAAGGAAGCUCCAGAAGGAUCUUAUGAUGCAGUUAUAGUGGAUUCAUCUGACCCUAUUGGUCCUGCUCAGGAGCUUUUUGAGAAGCCCUUUUUCGAGUUGGUUGCAAAGGCUCUUCGUCCAGGAGGAGUUAUUUGUACUCAGGCAGAAAGUAUAUGGCUUCAUAUGCAUAUCAUUGAGGACAUUGUGGCUAAUUGUCGUCAGAUUUUUAAAGGCUCUGUCAACUAUGCUUGGACUACAGUUCCUACAUACCCAAGUGGGAUGAUUGGUUUUAUGCUUUGCUCAACUGAGGGACCUCCUGUUGAUUUCAAGCAUCCAGUGAAUCCCAUAGAUGAAAAAGAGUGUCAGAAAUCCGUACGACCACUUAAAUUUUACAACUCUGAGAUCCAUACUGCAGCUUUCUGUUUGCCAUCAUUUGCGAAGAGAAAGAUUGGUUCUGAAGCUACUUAAGCAGAUAUUCAAGAGCGACUAUUGUUGGAAGUCUGUCAUUCAUCCUUACAGGAUUGCUCAUCAAUCUAUGAACCACACAAUAAGAGUUUGGAUUUUAUAUUGAAGAUUAAUAAAUUACAAGAAUGAAUUUUGUAUUUCUCUAACAGAGAAUGAUUUACUUUGAUUAAUUUUGUAUUUCAUUGACUGAGUAACAACUCAUAUACCAAGAACUGGAAACAAAUAAAAGAUUAUCCAAAUUUUGAAAGGCAAAAUGGACGUUCACUAACAAG
Messenger RNA from Lotus japonicus, 1436 nucleotides. Its product is annotated as spermidine synthase 2. The record is from RefSeq and is a predicted model, not a curated record. Gene Ontology annotation, biological process: spermidine biosynthetic process. NCBI's taxonomy places the organism in Eukaryota, Viridiplantae, Streptophyta, Magnoliopsida, Fabales, Fabaceae. Gene Ontology annotation, molecular function: spermidine synthase activity. Gene Ontology annotation, cellular component: cytosol. The coding region runs from base 172 to 1167 and encodes 331 amino acids. The transcript has 9 exons.